Molecule: messenger RNA, 399 nt
Organism: Coregonus sp. 'balchen'
Lineage: Eukaryota; Metazoa; Chordata; Actinopteri; Salmoniformes; Salmonidae
Source: the annotation of a GenBank genome assembly
AUGAGACACUCUGUUCUCUCCAUCACCUUUGCCGUGGCACUUUUCUUGGAGUGCUACACACCAUCCACGGCGAUCCCCAUGGGCAAGACGGAGGACGUCGCCUUGGAGCAAGAUACCCUAGACUCCCUGCUGAGUGAAGAGGUGGCUGAAAACAGCCCUGAUUCAGUCAGAGGCAGGAGCUCCAAGAUUGUCUUGCUGGCAGACUCAGGCCUGUGGAAGAACCUGAACAGAGGACUUCCUUUCUACAAGCUGAGAGCUGCAGCUGCCGGGCCUGACAGAGUCCUGACCCUGGACCAUAGAGAGGCUGGCCAGGACCUGAGCCCCAGCAUCUCCAUCGUCAGGAGGGACACCAUGAGGUGUAUGGUGGGAAGGGUGUACCGGCCCUGCUGGGAGGUGUAG